Messenger RNA from Girardinichthys multiradiatus, 1419 nucleotides. RefSeq names its product deoxyribonuclease-2-beta-like. Bases 99 to 1187 code for a protein of 362 amino acids. The record is from RefSeq and is a predicted model, not a curated record. Gene Ontology annotation, biological process: apoptotic DNA fragmentation. NCBI's taxonomy places the organism in Eukaryota, Metazoa, Chordata, Actinopteri, Cyprinodontiformes, Goodeidae. Gene Ontology annotation, molecular function: deoxyribonuclease II activity. The transcript is spliced from 7 exons.
CACAGAGCGGAAUAAAAGCAACAACAGCUUUCAGGGUCCAUGAGAAGACGGGGGGAAACAGACGGACUGAGGAACUCUGAUCUCUUCUAACUUGAAAGAUGUGGAGCUUCUUCCUGCUCGUUGGUCUUCUCUGCUCCAGCUGCCAAGCCUCUGUGACCUGCAAAAAUGGAGAUGGUGCUCAAGUGGACUGGUACAUUUUAUACAAGGCACCCAGAAUGUCCUAUGCUACCACCUCUGGCUCGGAGUAUAUUUACAUCGAUUCAAAUGGAAAGAAACAGUUCAACAACAUCAACAGCCCUGAAGGUGUUCUUGCAAGAACUCUUCAGCCUCUCUUCAGACCAAUAAGAAACAUGGAGGAAACCUUUGGAUUCAUCAUCUACAGUGAUCAACCUCCAGGAUGUAGUGCAGAUCCAAAGAAGUUUGGCCACAGUAAAGGAGUUGUGAUGGUGGACAGAACCAGUACCGGAGUCUGGAUCUUACACAGCACCCCACAGUUCCCUUUCAGAAGAGACCUGCACAACUUCUGGCCUCAGAGUGGAAAUAAAAAUGCUCAGACUUUUAUCUGUGUGACAUUUAACUAUGACCAGUUCCGUGAAAUAGGAAGACAUCUGCAGCACAUCCAUGCAUUUCCAUUCGAACAUUAUAUUCCAGACAUUUUUCAUCAGGAGCUUCAAAGUGCUGUGAAAUGGACAGAAGAAGCUCCAUCUAUCAGUAAUCGUGUUAAUGUUGCUUCGCUGACAUCAAGAGGGAACAAAGCCUUUAAAAUCUUUGCUAAACAAACCUCAGAUGAGGAAGAGGAUGGAGAUCUCUACAUCAGUAUUGCCAAGGACAUCAUGAGUGACGUGUACGUCCAGACAUGGGGCUGCCAGCGGGACCGUUCAGAUUCCUACUGUCCCUCCAGCAGCUACAAAGUCACCAACAUCAAAGACGUGACCUUAAAGGAUCUGUGGACAUGGAAGCCUGACAAGGACCAUUCCAAAUGGUGUGUAGCUGUGGAUAAUAACAGACACUGGACCUGCAUCGCUGACAUGAACCGGGCCGCAUCUCAGUACCUGCGGCAUGGGGGCGCGUUGUGCAUCCAGGAUCAGCAGGUCCAAGUCCAGUUUCGGGAUUUUGCUAGGCAUCCUAACAUCUGCCGGAAACGUCCUGCCAGUAUACUGCCACCUGAUAGUUAUUCAGACUGUUGAUUGCGACAAUUUUCACUUUCUACAGAUAGGUUAGAUCAACAUGACCAUAACCUCCUGAAAAGGUAUUCCACCCUCAGUUUACUGUCCCUGAUUUGGACCACUUCAAGACAAACAGAACAGAAUGUCAGUAGAAAUGAAUCUCGGUAAAAUAACUGCUUGUUUACUCUUAUCUGUUGGUGUGUUGAUGCGGAAAACAUCGAAUUUAAUAAAAAGCAGCUGCUCUCUGAUAUCA